CCUUGGGUUUGCUUGUUAUCGGGCAGCUGCGGAAUGCCUCCCGGUGUCUUUGCUUGCGGAUCCUCGAGCUUGGCACCGCAACUAAUUUGCUGCGGAUAGCAUAGCUCGAUAGUCAUGAUAGUUCAGGAUUAAUGCCGGAACUAUCUGAAGGAUUCGUUGAUUAGAGAGGCGUGAGAUCGACUGUUUUUGGACGAAUUUGCAGAAAAAAAAAACAAUGGGGUCCCUCUCUCGCUCCACCUUCAGUUCCUGCGCAAUCCUGUCUUCGCACUCUUACAAACCGAUUGGAGUCGCUGCCCUAACGCGACAGAUUUCAAGCGUUUGUAACCGGAGAAGUAGAAGCGGAGGGUUGCGUUUGCAGCAUUUGGUAAGGAGAGGCGCCCAUGGAGAUAGAUUUUAUUGCUCGUCAAGAAGAGCGCGGUGGGUUUCGCGAAGAGGAGGAUUUGAAUUAGGGGUUUCCCAGAGGAAUAGGGAAGGUAGACAUGGUGUGGUGUUCAGAGCGCGGGCUGGAAAUGGUGAGGAUAGCGAAGGGAGGGCGGGGAAUGAGGGUGGUCAGGGAAGUGGCGGAGCUUCUAGUUUGGGUGGCGGGGAUGGGGGGCUUUCCAGAUUGCAAGGUGCGUUCGCUCGUGGCUCCGCGAGGUUCUAUGAGAACAUCGUGGACGACGCGAAGAGAGAGUUGGGAGUCGACAUUGGCAGUGCUGUAGACAGCUCUAAUGCUCUGGUCGAUGCUUUCGAAGGAAUGGUGAAAACUAGUAAACAACGCGCGAAGGAGCUACAGAAAGAGCUCCAAGAGGCCAGAGCAGAGGCUCAGGAUAGUUUUGCUCUAGUGGAAGGGAAGUACUGGCCGCAGUUCGUCGAAUGGAAUCGUUGGGAGCUUUGGAAAGAUGUAAGGAGUUGGAAUGCUCGACGUAUUGGUGCAUUUAUCCUCUACGGAUUGCUUGUCGGGGCAAGUGUCCGAGGUGCGUAUUCUACAGUGCGAAGCGUUGGCAGCCGUGGCGCUAAGGAGACGAUAGCCGAAGCGUAUUUCGAAUCCACAAUUCCAGAGCCCACAGAAAAGAAUCUUCGAAAGUUAAAGAAGGAGCUGUGGAAGCAGCAGCAACCUGAAGGCUUUCGGGCUCGGAAGUAUGUUCGAGGCCCCGACGGAGAAUACAAACGAGAUCCGACUUAUGUGGGGGAGGAUGCUUGGACGGAGGAUGACGAUACGCCUCUGGGACAACUUAUUGCUCAUGGAAAUCUAAACGAUGAGGAGAAAGCAGAGCUGCUAGAGUUGCUCAAUGGAAACCGGGCAGAAAAGGGCCUGUCCCCUCUUAAUAGCGAGUUCAAGGAGGAAGGGUCUGCUGAUUCUUUGGAUGCUAGUCAUGACCCCCUCGUCGCAGGUACAAGUGCUGCGAUUACUGCUUCAGCAGGAGCUGCAUCGCAGGCAAGUUGGCAGGAACGCCUAAAGGCGUGGGAGGAGCUUUUGUUAAAGGAUAAGUUGAAGGAGAUGGCCGAGGAGGAUGAUGCUAAGUACGAGGUUAUAGUGAAUCCCCAUGAAUUGGGGGUAAACGAGUUGGAGGAGCAGUACUUGCAGGCAUCUCAACCAUCAAAGGAGUGGGCUUUCUGGGUGUCUCGACGGUGGUGGAAACAUCGACCUAAGAUGCCAUAUACAUACUUCUUAAGUAAAGUUGAAAAUCUUGAGGUAGCCGCAGCAGUUUACAGUUGUGAUACAAAGAAGCUUUACGUGACCAUGAAAGACGGCUUUCCAUCCGAGUAUGUGGUGGACAUUCCUGUUGAUCCUUAUUUGUACGAGGCAUUAACGAGAUGCGGUGUUGAAACUGAUGUCCUCGGUAAGAGCAACUUUGAGUUCUAUGGACGAGCUUUUCUGUCCUUAUUGCCAACUGUGCUGAUCAUUCUUUGCAUCCGAGCCCUACAAUAUCGCGCCAAAGAAGUCUUUUCUGAAAAAAUUUACGAUCUCCUCAGAAUGAACCGGAAGCAUUUGAUAUUGCCUGAAGAUGCAGCUGAUAAAGCAAAGUCUCAGUAUAAGGAUGUUGUUGUUGGUGGUGAUGUGUGGAUGGUUCUGGAAGAGGUUAUGUCCUACAUGCGUAACCCCUUGAAGUACCACAACCAAAAAGUCAAGCUUCCUCGGGGAAUCUUAAUCAGUGGGCCUCCGGGCACUGGAAAGACAUUGCUGGCUCGUGCUAUUGCCAGAGAAAGUGGUCUUCCAUUUGUGUUCGCAUCCGGGGCUGAAUUCGUUGAGUCUAGCACCGGCAACGGUUCUGACAAAAUUUUUGACAUUUUCUUCACCGCCAGAGCUAAUGCUCCCUCGUUUGUUUUUAUUGACGAAAUUGAUGCGUUGGCGGGGAAGAAUGUAAAUGAUGAUGCUGAACGAAGAGCUACCUUUCAACAAUUGUUAGCAGAGCUCGACGGAGAGCCAGAUGACACAGAUGUAAACAGAUGGUCACUACGACAAGCUGUAAUAUUGAUUUGCGCAACAAAUCGUCCAGAUGAGUUGGAUGAGUCUUUCAUGCGGCCAGGGCGAAUUGAUCGGGAGAUUCAUAUUGGUCUUCCUGGGGAGGAGGAACGCAUUUCUAUCUUUGGUGUUCACAGCAGUGGCAAACGUUUGGCAAAAGAUAUUGACUUUAGUAAGCUUGUGUAUCGGACACUCGGGUACUCAGGAGCCGACAUACGGAAUCUCAUCAAUGAGGCAGGCAUUAUGGCGGUUCGAAAUGGACAUGACGAGAUCACACAACAGGACUUGAUCGACGUGUUGGACAAGCAGCUUUUUGAGGGAAUGGGCGUGUCCAUGACUGAUGAUGAGCAGCAAAGAAUAAAACAAACUGUUCCCAUGGACAACAAGAGAAUACUAGCAAUUCAUGAGGCUGGGCAUAUCUUACUAGCUCAUUUGUAUCCUCGAUACGAUUGGCAUGCAUUUAGUCAUCUUCUUCCUGGAGGAUCUGAAUAUGCUUUGACCGUUUUCUACCCUAGAGAAGAGAUGGUUCAUCAAGGUCACACUACAGUGGGUUAUCUUCACAUGCAAAUGGUUGUUGCCCAUGGUGGUCGGUGUGCUGAGCGCAUCUUGUGUGGAGAAAAUAUUUCCGACGGAGGCCAAGAUGAUCUUCAGAAAAUAUCUGGGAUAGCAAGGGAGUUAACCAUUAGCUUGUCCAAUAGUACAUUUGGUCUGUUUCCAAUGAAAUGGCAAGAGACAUUGGAUCCUCCUAAGCGGCCUGAUGAAACAGACCUUAUCCCCAACGAGUGGGACAAACCUGGCUCUCAAAUCGUAAAUAUGUCAACAGAAUUUUCUGAGUUGUUCACACGAGAAGUGACCAAGUACAUAGAUGAGACUGAAGAGAAGGCCAUGGAGGCACUUCGAAAGAACGAGCAUAUCUUGAGAAGAUUGAGUGAGGAAUUGCUCGCGAAAACCAAGCUCAGCGGCUUUGAAGCGGAAGACAUUAUUCGAUCAAUGGAUCCGAUUAUGAUGGAUGACCCCUUACUAGAACCAAUGGACACUGAUGAAGACCGGGAGAGGGUAGGUCCGGGUAUGGAGGGUCGUUACAAAGAACUUGUUAUAUACCCUGCCCCGCUUCACAGAUGUUGAGGCUUCAUACAGUGCAAAGAAAGUAUAUCCGGCAGGUCGCUGCACUAGAUAUAGUAAGUCACUUAUGAACGAUUUGUAGGUGGAAUGAGAUGCGUGCUUUGAGAAAAGCGAAGUACGGUAAAUUGCAACGUUUGCAUAACAUUCCUGAAAUUUUGCUGUUCACACACUAACAUCUGAUCUGAUCUAAAUGGUACGGGAUUUCAUUCAAGAACGUAUGAUGAAGACUAAGAGUGACACCAGUAAGCUAUUGGCGUGGUGUUUUUGAAGGCCUGUCUCUGAUGAAAAGAUGGAAGUGAGGUGCAAGAGUUUGACUUUAGAUAGAGUAUUUAGGACGAACGUUUACAAGUGUUCAAAUUGCUUGUAUGGAGCUUGAGAAGGAACUGAAGAAGUAGAAACAAAUUCCACAGCUCUUUCUGAGAAUUUCAGACGUCUGACAAUGUAACCAGGUUCUUGUCAAUCCAACGUGCUAAUUGCAAAUAUUAUUGUCUUUAUUUUAGUCAGAAUACAUCUAGCUUGGAAUUAUUGGGUUCGAAAUCACCAAUUCAAUCGAUCUCCAUUGAUGUUCUCAAUGGUAUGCUGCUUGUCGCAGUGCCAUUAGCACAUGUUGAAAGAAAGGCGUAGGUCCACAAUCUGAAAGGUAUCCACAUCUAAUAUGCAGCCUUUCACGGAGAUUACAAUCUGUAUUCUACGUAGCUGAGUUCAUUGAAUUGAGCUUCGAUAAUCUAGGCUUAUUUUGUGA
Molecule: messenger RNA, 4310 nt
Organism: Physcomitrium patens
Lineage: Eukaryota; Viridiplantae; Streptophyta; Bryopsida; Funariales; Funariaceae
Product: ATP-dependent zinc metalloprotease FTSH 12, chloroplastic
Biological process (GO): embryo development ending in seed dormancy; mitochondrial protein processing
Cellular component (GO): chloroplast thylakoid membrane; m-AAA complex
Molecular function (GO): ATP hydrolysis activity; ATP binding; metalloendopeptidase activity
Source: RefSeq, a predicted model, not a curated record